CAACAGUUGGCAAUGGUCGAGCAGUGGUCACUAUACUGGGCCGAUGCUAGGUCACCGGCCAUUUGAUGGAUCUCGUGUUAGUAGUACUAACGACAAGGCUGGAUCGGCUACCUUGCUGCAAAGAUUUGUGUUGUCAAGAACCAUUGAGAAUUUUGGAAACAUCGACAAGGUUCCAUGUCCGUCAAAUGCAUUAUGAAAGGUAAACGGGUAAAUCUAAUUAUCUAUCAAGAGGUUCGGGUGCCCUAGUACACAUAGGCACCCAGAGGGGGGACUAGAAGCU
Molecule: messenger RNA, 280 nt
Organism: Ilyonectria robusta
Lineage: Eukaryota; Fungi; Ascomycota; Sordariomycetes; Hypocreales; Nectriaceae
Exons: 2
Coding region: 44-196 (50 amino acids)
Molecular function (GO): oxidoreductase activity
Source: RefSeq, a predicted model, not a curated record